Messenger RNA from Dermacentor albipictus, 3046 nucleotides. It is a transcript of the gene Pgant7, whose product is annotated as N-acetylgalactosaminyltransferase 7. Gene Ontology annotation, cellular component: Golgi apparatus. Gene Ontology annotation, molecular function: polypeptide N-acetylgalactosaminyltransferase activity. The record is from RefSeq and is a predicted model, not a curated record. Gene Ontology annotation, biological process: protein O-linked glycosylation. NCBI's taxonomy places the organism in Eukaryota, Metazoa, Arthropoda, Arachnida, Ixodida, Ixodidae.
CAUCAGUUUUCGUCGGGGAAGCCUCGGCAGCGCUGCCGGUUUUUCAGACAAAAAAACUGCUGUCGUGGACUGCGAGUGGCACGCGGAACGUAUGUUCGCUAGUCGCGGUUCGUGCUUAGCCAAUUAGUCGCCGGCAGCUUAGCGCUCGCCGACUGACGUUUAUACGCUCCGCGUUCGACAGUCGCGACGCUCUUUCACGCCUAAAGAAAGGCCGCCCUGCGGCCUCCGUCGUCUGCUCUUCGUCGCGUUGGUCCGGAUCGUCUGCCUGCAUGCGUGGCCCUCCGAAGGUCUCGAGAGAAGAACGUUGACCGCUCUGCAGGGGGGACGCAUUCGGCUUUGCCGACCUGAUGGCCAUGAAACUGGUCAGCUUCAGGCGCAGCCGCAUCAUCAAGUUGGUAUGCGCCAUCGUCCUGCUCAUAUGCGUGGUCGCUUUCUUCCUGCCCAAGCCAACAGGUGACGAGUUCUAUCGGGAACGAGUAAGUCGCUUUUGGCCGAUCGGUGCUGGGCGCGCGAACCUUUCGUAUCCGUUCGUUCAUCCGAAACAACGUGGUCCCUUCAAGGAGCAGGAGGAAGUGUCGCCGCCGAUGCCGGUGUUCAGAAAAGACCGCUCGCUGGGCAACUUCGAGCCCAAGCGGCACGAGCUGCGGAAGGUGAAGGGACCCGGUGAAGGCGGUGUCGCCUACCACGUACCCGAGCGGGACAGGAACAGUGCGGCCGACUCCAACAUGCAGUACGGCAUGAACGUCGUGGCCAGCGAUCACAUUUCGCCCAACCGGAGCGUCCCGGACAUGCGACUAGAAGAGUGCAAGUACUGGGACUAUCCCGAAGACCUGCCAACAACAAGCGUGGUGGUGGUCUUCCACAACGAAGGCCUGUCGGUGCUUAUGCGGACUGUGCACAGUGUCAUCAAUCGCUCUCCGCGUCAGUUUCUCAAGGAAGUGGUGCUGGUCGAUGACUACUCUGAUAAAGAGAACCUGAAGGGCGAGCUGGAGACGUACAUUGCACACAACUUCCCACGAGGCCUGGUGCGCCUGGUGCGCAACCGCGAGCGCGAGGGCCUGAUCCGCUCGCGGAGCUACGGGGCUGAACAGUCGCACGGCGACGUGGUUCUGUUCCUGGAUGCCCAUUGCGAGGUGGGCAUCAACUGGCUGCCGCCGCUGCUGGCACCCAUCCGGGCCAAUAGGCGUGCAAUGACAGUGCCAGUCAUCGACGGUAUCGACAAGGAUACGUUCGAGUACCGGCCUGUCUACCAUGGCCGGCAGCACUUCCGUGGCAUCUUCGAGUGGGGCAUGCUGUACAAAGAAAUUGAAAUCCCCGACGAGGAAAUCAAAAGGCGGAAAUACCACAGCGAGCCCUACAAGUCACCUACACAUGCUGGUGGUCUUUUUGCCAUCAAUCGAGAGUACUUCCUCGAACUCGGUGGCUAUGAUCCUGGCCUACUAGUCUGGGGUGGCGAGAACUUUGAGCUAUCUUUCAAGAUCUGGCAGUGCGGUGGCAUGAUCUACUGGGUGCCGUGCUCGCGGGUCGGGCACGUCUACCGCGGCUUCAUGCCCUACAGCUUUGGCAAGCUGGCCCAGAAGCGCAAGGGGCCUCUCAUCACUGUGAACUACAAGCGAGUGGUGGAGGUGUGGAUGGAUGAAUACAAGGAGUACUUCUACACCCGGGAGCCCUUGGCCACCUACUAUGAUGCUGGUGACCUGAAAACGCAGUUGGCACUCCGCGAGAAGCUCAAGUGCAAGAGCUUCCGCUGGUUCAUGAAGAAUGUUGCCUAUGACGUGCUCAAGAACUUUCCCUUGCUGCCCAGGAACCUCUACUGGGGAGAGAUCAGGCAUGAUGCAACCGGCCAGUGUCUCGAUGCCAUGGGCGCUCAUCCGCCAUCAACUGCAGCGUUGUCGGCCUGCCACGGAACCGGAGGGAAUCAGGUGUUCCGGCUCAAUGCGGAGGGCCAGCUGGGCCUGGGCGAGCGGUGCAUGGAGGCCGAUACGAACAGCAUGGACGUGGCGUACUGCUCACUUGGAACCGUGGACGGGCCCUGGGAAUACAGUGUGGACACCCAGCACCUCUACCACAACACCCACAAGAAGUGCCUGUCCUACAGCAAGCGCAGUUACAAGGUGCACCUCGAAAAGUGUGACGACAAUAGCCUAAACCAGCAAUGGACGUUCCGCGAGAUUCAGGACUCUUAGUGGCCUCUGCCCGGAGGUCGUAUAGGCUAGCCCCCUCUCACAACGGCUGUUAAGGUGCACUCUCCCUGUGAAUCUGCUUGCCCCCACAUGUGGUGCAUGGAGACUUGUUAGCUAUUUCACCUUCUUGUUAUUGUUAUUGUUUCUUUCUUUUCUUUUGGUGGCUGGAGGACGUUUUCUUCUUCCACUGCACCUAGACCUCAAGGUUUCAAGGACAGCAUUGAAAUUGCAUUGACAUUGUCAUUGUAUGGCAUUGUCACAGUGUGGACGCAGUGUGUGCUGCCAUUUCUAGGUGAGCGACCAGUGAACACUUCCGACACGUUCGCCCUGUUUGUGACUCGGUCAACCCAAACCACUUCGUCAUUCCUUCUGGAAUCUGCAGACGUCUGCGAUUGCCAUCGGCGUCUGUUCACAAGUAUUCCAUAUUUUUUUUCUUUUCUUUCUCUUUUUUUCUUCUUCUUCUUAUUUUCUUUUUUGACAUGCAACAUCCGGACUUGCCUCUGGUCUCUGCCGAGGUAUUGUGUGCGUAUAUGUGCAUGUAUGUUAUGCUGUCAUGUAAGUGAUGUUGACUUUUGGAGGGAAUCGGCAUGGACUCGUCCAGGGAUGAUGGUGUACCGCUGCCGACUCAAGGGUGAGACGACACAAAAAAGCAGUCACACAUUUGGUCUUGCUCCUUUCUUCUUUCUUCUUUGUUUUUUCUUGUGAGGCCUUGUUCGACGUUACCUCUUUCUUUUUAAUAUAUUUUAAGUAGGCUGACGUUAUUACUUUAUAUUUUUUUAAACAAGUCCCAACUAUGCUGCCCAGCCUGACCAGUAGACCUAUCUCUUUCACUCUAUUAAACACUUAUUUCCAGAUUGGCCUUA